GGAGCCGGCCCGGCUACUCAGAGGCCGGCUUCCUAGCUGCUCCGGCUCCGAGCGCGCGGCUGGGCGUCUCUCGAUUCCCCCGGCCAUGGAGAGGCUGACGUUGCCUUCCGGCGGCAAGGCGGUCGUGGACGAGUACUUGGAGUACCGAAGAAUUGUUGGUGAGGACGAUGGAGGGAAACAUUUUACUCCUGAAGAAUAUGAAGAAUACAAAAAAAAAGUAUUACCGAUGCGCUUACAAAACAGAUUAUUUGUGAGCUGGAGAUCACCAACUGGAAUGGAUUGUAAACUUGUGGGUCCAGAGACACUGUGUUUUUGUACACAUAGGUAUAAACAACAUAAAACUGACUUUGAAACGAUUCCACAGCAGCGCCCCAUUAGUCUCCCUUGCCGAGUGACUGGCUGCCAGUGCAGGGCUUACCUUUAUGUCCCUCUCAAUGGUGCGCAGCCCAUUCGCUGCAGGUGCAAGCACUUUGCCGAUCAGCACAGGGCUGCGCCUGGCUUUAUGUGCAAUGCCUGUUCCAAGUGUUCAGGAUUCCAUAGUUGCUUCACUUGUGCUUGUGGUCAGCCUGCAUAUGCUCAUGACACAGUAGUGGAAACUAAGCAAGAAAGACUUGCUCAGGGAAAACCAGUGGGACAGGAUGUCCCUUAUGCAGCAAUGGGAGGUUUGACUGGCUUCAGCUCACUGGCAGAAGGCUACAUGCGAUUAGAUGACAGUGGGUUUGGUGCACCUUCAAUGGAAUUUUUAGACUCUCCAGUUACAGCCAUGGACCACCCAUUUCUGAAAGCAUUUCAAGCAUCAUCUAGUUCUUCUCCAGAAACACUAACAGAUGUAGGUACAAGUGGUCAAGUUUCUUCCUUAAAGAGACCUGAAGAGGAUGAUAUGGCUUUCUUUGAAAGACGAUACCAAGAAAGGAUAAAAAUGGAAAAGGUUGCUAAGCAGAAAGGAAAAGCACCAUUGCCAUCAAGUACAAAACCUUCAUGAAGACUAUCAAAUUAAAACCAUCAUCCAAAUAGGUUUUGUUUGUGUUUAUUUAAAUACAAUAAUAGUUUAUUUUCUCCCAAAUUAUUUACUUCUUUUACUAUGUAAAAAUGUCAUUUUGGUUGUUUCCUUAAUUUUUUUAAAAAAUUUUUUAAAUAUUUAUUUUUGAGAGAUCAAGAGAGAGAGAGAGAGAGAGACAGAGUGUGAGUGGAGGAGGGGCAGAGAGAGAGGGAGACACAGAACUUGAAGCGGGCUCCAGACUCUGAGCCGUCAGCACAGAGCCUGACGCGGGGCUCGAACCCACGAACCAUGAGAUCAUGACCUGAGCCGAAGUCGGACGCUCAACUGACUGAGCCACCCAGGUGCCCCAUUGUUGUUUUCUUAAUUUAUUUAAACAAGUGAGAAUACUUUAUAUUACUUCUGUCAAAAGUCAUGAUUUCAUAUCUUGUAUAUACUUUUUGUCUCUCCUAACAAAUGAGGUUAUUUUCAUAUUAGUCAAAAUGAGAAAAUACAGUAACUGUUUUUAGUCUGUCAUACAUUAUCUUUUUAAGGCUAUUUAGAAAAUUAAAUAUGUUAUUGAGGGUUUUGACCACUGCUUAAAAUGAGUAAGUUAAAAUCUUGAUUUUUUAUUUUUCAAGCUUUGUAAUCUUGAUUUAUGUUUUUAAAUAAAAAGCUAUAUUUUAAAAUUA
Leopardus geoffroyi (Geoffroy's cat) is the source of this 1668-nucleotide messenger RNA. It is a transcript of the gene FAM221A, whose product is annotated as family with sequence similarity 221 member A. Lineage: Eukaryota; Metazoa; Chordata; Mammalia; Carnivora; Felidae. The record is from RefSeq and is a predicted model, not a curated record. The transcript is spliced from 7 exons. The coding region runs from base 86 to 982 and encodes 298 amino acids.